UUUCGUGGCCUGAGCAGUGCCACAGACUGAUCGACUCCAUGCCACGCCGCAUUGCUGCAGUAAUUCAGGCAAAAGGAGCCCCAACUAAGAUCGAGCUCUCAGUGAAGGGCGGAGCUUUCGUGAGCUGCUGCUACAGGGACACCAAGAUGGAAAUCCAGGGGCUUACUGACACCAAAAACACUCAGUACCAACAUGGCGUCCCGCUCCAUACGACAUUCUCUCAGCAGACAACAGCUUCUGCGAUUCAUGCGAGAACACGUCUGACUGAAAAUGCGAUCUCAGGUCUUUCGGGAUCGCUGGGCAUUGAAAGUGACGCCAACAACAACCGGGCCAGAUCCUCACCGCUUCGAGUUGCGGAAAAUGGCAGCGGCAGUGCUCUGUCUCUUCAAAACAAUCAUGGUAAGAAAUAUGAAUAUGAUAUUCAGUCAGGAGAUGCAGAACUCGGUGACGUGAAUGCGUCCAAACAAAAGGUGUUUAAUGAAUUAGACUUGCUGCCUUCCGAGUUUGAGAGGGCAGUCGAACACGAUGAAAACGAUCUACAAAUGGCGCUUCCCCUUCUGGACACCGAGAGCUGUGAACAAAGACUCACGACAGAGAGGAUUCUCAGCAGCACCUCUACCUCUUCAAACAAGAGCCCAGAGGAACUAUACGUGGUUUUUAACAUAGUGCACAAAGAAGAUGACAGUAAGGAACGACAAAUGAGCUUUCAACACAAAGCUGAAGAGAAUGGAUCAUCAUCACCCAAGUCAAAGACUUUCAGUUCCCCAGUAGAUUCAGAUGAAAACUUCAACAGAACAUCCAAAUCGGGACAUUUGUCAAGCCACAGUAAUUUAAAUUCCAGAUCUGAGACAACAGACCAAAAUGUAAGACAUGAGAUCUGUCUUUUGGCAGAGAAUAGAGAUCCAAUAUUGUCAGAAGGCUAUGCUGGGGGCAGUCAAACGCCAAAGGUCUCUAACGUUACUGUAGAAAUGCUCAGCAAUAAUUUAGUUGAACAUUCAACAGAAGAGCUGAUGCAGUGCAUCACGAAGAAUAAUAGCCCUGUGUUUGUUCCAGAGAACAGGGUUGCACCUGAAAUGAAUAUCAUGGAUUAUGCAAAUCAAGAGUCAAGUAGUAAUGGGGACUGUGGUCCUGAUGGGACUCCAAUACCUGUGCAUGAAACGUUCUCUGGGACCAUCAUGAUUAACAAUCAGAGUAUUAUUGUAACUAUUGAAAAUGGAAUCUUGACCCUAGCCACCCCGCCAGAGGGCUACGCUUACAAGGAGGAUGGUAUGAUAAGCUUAAAAGAACAUUUGGGAAUGAAAGACAAUGAAGAUCUUGUGCUGCUCAAUUAUGAUGGGGGAAGUAAGUCCAUUGGGAAACUUAGCAAUGUCAACUCAAGUCUACAAGAUGAGCCUAAAGCCAGAUUCGCCGGCAGUGAUUCAGAGUUGAAUCUAGCUGAUGACUGUUCUCUAUCAGAAAUGGGUGUUACUCUGGACUCUUGCUCAUCAAUUAAGCAAGAGGAAGGAACCGUUUGUGCUAUAGAAGAAGAUAGUAGUAUUUGCCAAAAUUCAAAAAGCAAAUCAAUUACUUGUGAAGAACUACAGCCAAUAAACUUAUUAACUGUGUCAGGUUUGACCAAAAAAGGUUCAGUAGUAAAGUAUAGAUGUCCCCAGCCGGGCUGUUCCAGUACCUUCGAUACCAGGCAAAAUCUCAAAAUCCACUUGGUUCUACACACAGAGGACCAGCGUCCCUUCAAGUGCACAGUGGAGGGCUGUGAUUGGUCCUUCACAACAUCAUACAAGCUGAAACGCCACCUGCAGUCUCAUGACAAAGUGCGUCCUUAUAAAUGUGAAUGGGAAAAUUGUGGUCGCCGCUUCACCACAGUUUACAAUCUAAAAGCUCAUGUUAAAGCACAUGAUCAGGAAAAUUCAUUUAUCUGUGAAGUAUGCAGUGAGAGGUUUCGCACUGCCACGAGACUCACUAAUCAUCAAAGAACACACUUUGAACCAGAGAGACCACAUAAGUGUGAGUUCCCAGGAUGUGAGAAGACCUUCAUCACUUUCAGUGCCCUGUUCUCCCACAACAGGACCCACUUCAGAGAAAUGGCUCAGUUCACUUGUACCUAUCCUGGCUGUGACAAGCGAUAUGACAAAGCUUGUCGGCUCAAAAUACACCUCCGCAGUCACACAGGUGAAAGACCGUUUGUUUGUGAUUCUGACUCCUGUGGUUGGACUUUCACAAGCAUGUCCAAAUUGCUCAGGCACAAACGGAAGCAUGAUGACGACAGACGGUUUGCAUGUCCAGAGGAAGGCUGUGGGAAAUCCUUUACACGGGCCGAGCACUUGAAGGGGCACAGUAUCACACACCUGGGUACCAAGCCAUUUGAAUGCCCUGUAGAAGGUUGUAAUGCAAAGUUUUCAGCUCGGAGUAGUCUCUACAUUCAUUCUAAGAAGCACAAACAGGAUGGAGUCAGUCUGAGGAGUCGCUGUCCUGUUGCCGGCUGCACCAAACACUUCUCAUCACGCAGCAGUCUCAAGACACACAUGCUUAAACACCACAAUCUCAGCCCAGAUGUGUUAAGUCAGUUGGACGACACAACCACUCUCACCCCCAGCAGUGAGCUGACAAGCACUUCGCAGGCUGUCAAUGCCCCAUCAGGACCUGCAGGAGCUGAACUCAGCAGUCUGGACUUGUCUUCUCUCUUCUCCAGCAUCCCUGCUUGUCCUGGGACCACCGCUGUAGGCAGUGAAGGCAGUACUGGUGCAGGAUCCUUCUCCAUGGACAUGCCUCUGGUUAACACCGGAAUCCUCACAAUAGAUCCAGCAUCAGUCGGCUCGGUCCUUAAUGGGGCAAAAACUGUGGAUCCUCUCAUUUUAGCAGCUGGGCAAGAUAUGGGCGUACAUGUAUUAGACACAGGAUUGGGCACUGGCGGAGGUGGAGGGGUUUUGCCCCAUGCCACAUUGCAUUUGGAUGAUGUGCAAACAGUCAACCCAGAAGAGCUGGGAACUCUGACUGCUCUGACUAUUCAAAGUACUGCAUCUUCAGAACAACUCCACACUCUGAAUUCCUGCAAUCCCUUGACUGUAGAAUCACCAUCUACUCUCACGCCAACUCUUUCUUCAUCGCUCACUCAGUCUCUUUCCUCACUGACGUCGGCUCUUCCUCCAGCACUCAGUUCCUCUCUUGUUCCUUCUCUCUCCACCCCGCUCUCCUCCAUGGCUCUGGCGGCAACCCCUGUACCGGAAUUACUCUCUCCGCAGGCAAAGGCUGACCUACCAGGCAGAGAGACAGCCGUCGGGCCCUUGUUAAGCAGGGUGGAGGUCAUGGCUCAGUCAGAUGGCAGUAAGGGAAUGUGUCAGUUUGUGUUUCCCAGCCACAGUGGAUCCUACAGUGGACAGAAAAUAACAGAGUUGCCCUCGGUCGCGUGCCCUGUUAUGGAGAGCAGUGGAUCAGCACGCACAGACUACAGGGCCAUUCAGCUCGCCAAGAGGAGAAAACAGAAAGGUCCAGGCUCUUCAACUUGUUCCUCGGAGACUGGCCAAAGAAAGACUAAAGGAUCAAAGGGCACCAGCUCUGCUCCACCGACUAAUUCAGGUGCUCAUUUUGGAGAAGGAGCUGCUACAGGAAAUAGUGAGCUACCCAUCCGGGAUCCGGUGGCAGGUGCACAAUUUGUACAGAUUCAGCUGCUGCAGGAUGACCCUGCUGCUGAUGGAGACCUGGCUUUCCAGUUGAGUUCACAGACCUCGUGUUCACACUCUCAGCUCACUGUGGAUCUGCCUGUCAACAUCCUACAGGAACCUACAGUCAUGGCUGAAGAUGAAAAUGGAUCUGAUAACUCACAAUUCACUGGUAGCACCAUCAACUUACAAGACUUGGAGUGAUGGUGGAAACAUAAAGUGCUUCUAAAAGACCAUCUAUGUCAGGCUCUCUCCCCUUAGUCUCUCUCAUUCUCUUUCUCAGAUGAUCUUGUAACUUUUCUCAGUGCCUCCACUGGUUUUUAUCAUUACCUAAUUUAAGGAAAUCAUUGCAUUCAUGUUUAAUACAUGAAGUCAAUAGUACUGUGUUCCAUAAAGAUAGCUAAUUUGACCAAAAACAAUGCACAUUUAGUUUUGUUUAAUUUUGAUCAUGUGACUUGCUUGAUAAAUGCUUGAUUUUUCAAAGGUUCAUAUUUCAGUAUAAUGAUUUGUGAGCACAUAAACGAUAAAUGGCAGUGAACAUCAGCACUGAUCUGCCUCUUAACCAGAAUAAAUACUAUUGAUCUACGAAAACUUAACUGUUUGUCAUGAUUGUCAUGAACUGUUUAUAUCUAGUCUGAUUUGACCUUAACUUAUUUGCCUGAUUCACCACAGUUGUUUUGAUGCCUAUUUUUGUAUGGCUUUGUAAAGUGCAGAUAUAGUUAUGUUUCAUGUUUGUGAAAAAAAAAAAAAAGGUUUGUUCUACUU
This is a messenger RNA of Onychostoma macrolepis, 4421 nucleotides long. Its product is annotated as zinc finger protein ZXDC. Gene Ontology annotation, biological process: regulation of transcription by RNA polymerase II. Gene Ontology annotation, molecular function: transcription coregulator activity. Gene Ontology annotation, cellular component: nucleus. The transcript has 10 exons. NCBI's taxonomy places the organism in Eukaryota, Metazoa, Chordata, Actinopteri, Cypriniformes, Cyprinidae. The coding region runs from base 39 to 3860 and encodes 1273 amino acids. The record is from RefSeq and is a predicted model, not a curated record.